AUGGAGAAAGCUGAAGAAAUUGAGACCAACGUGACCCAGACGGUCACUUCCUUCGAGGAGCUGAACCUGGCUGAGGACCUGCUUCGGGGCAUCUACGGUUACGGCUUCGAAAAGCCGUCGAUCAUCCAACAGAGGGCAUUCCUGCCCAUCAUGAAGGGCCGGGACACCAUCGCCCAGGCACAGUCCGGGACGGGCAAGACUGCCACCUUCUCGAUCGGGAUGCUGUCCCUGAUCGACCCCAAGUCGCCCGAGUGCCAGGCGCUGAUCCUGGCACCUACCAGGGAACUUGCCAAACAGAUCCAGAAGGUGAUCAUGUGCCUGGGAGAGUUCAUGGGCAUUGUGUGCUACAGCUGCACAGGCGGCACCGACAUCCAGGCCGAGAAGAGGAAGCUGCGGGAGGGGCGGCAUCAGAUCAUCGUGGGCUGUCCCGGCCGGGUGCUCGACAUGGUCGAGAAGAAGAUUCUCAAGAUGGAUGAGGCCGACGAGAUGCUCUCCAGAGGAUUCAAGGAGUCGAUCGCCGAGAUCCUGAAGAACCUGCCGGAGGACGUGCAGAUCGCCCUGUUUUCGGCCACCCUGCCGCCCGACAUCAACGAGCUGACCAAGACCUUCCUGCGGGACCCCGCCAAGAUCCUGCUGUCCAACCAGGAGCUGACUCUGGACGGGAUAAAACAGUUCUACAUCGGGAUCAGCAAGGACGAGUGGAAGUUCAACACCCUGGUGGAACUGUACUGCAACGUCGACAUCGGGCAGUGCAUCAUCUACUGCAACUCCCGGAAGAGGGUCGACGAGGUUACCGAAAAGCUCAAGGAGAAGAAGUUCACCAUCAGCUCCAUGCACGGUGAGAUGAAGCAGGAGGAGCGCGACCUCAUCAUGCGGGAGUUCAAGUCCGGGUCCUCCCGAGUCCUGGUCACCACCGACUUGAUGGCCCGCGGGAUCGACGUGCAGCAGGUCAACCUGACCAUCAACUACGACCUGCCCACCCGCAAGGAGACCUACAUCCACCGGAUCGGGCGGGCGGGGCGUUUCGGGCGGAAAGGCGCGGCCAUCAACUUCGUGCUGCCCGAGGACGCGGCCGCUCUCAAGGACCUGGAGGCCUUCUACUCUACCCAGAUCAACCAGAUGCCCCUCGACCCCGACCAGAUCUUCUCAUGA
This is a messenger RNA of Hippocampus zosterae (dwarf seahorse), 1152 nucleotides long. RefSeq lists its product as uncharacterized. Gene Ontology annotation, biological process: cytoplasmic translational initiation. The record is from RefSeq and is a predicted model, not a curated record. Gene Ontology annotation, cellular component: cytoplasmic stress granule. NCBI's taxonomy places the organism in Eukaryota, Metazoa, Chordata, Actinopteri, Syngnathiformes, Syngnathidae. Gene Ontology annotation, molecular function: translation initiation factor activity; ATP binding; RNA helicase activity.